Molecule: messenger RNA, 899 nt
Organism: Rubroshorea leprosula
Lineage: Eukaryota; Viridiplantae; Streptophyta; Magnoliopsida; Malvales; Dipterocarpaceae
Source: the annotation of a GenBank genome assembly
GCAUAAAAAGAAGUUUUGCUUUGAGGAGAUGUGGCUACGGGAUGCUAGCUGUCAAGAGAUAAUUUGAAAUAGUUGGCUUUUUGUUAAUGGAGCAGCUGGACGUGGCGGAAUGAUGGGUGGACUUGGAAUUUUACAAGGAACGGUGUCUUCUCUGUCCAAACUGGGUACCACUAUGCCUUGGAGAUGAGGAGUAGUCACGUUGGCCCCUCUGUGUCUUUAGGCAAUGUUGGAGGGGGAUGCUGAUGCUCCUGAAAAGUAUGAUAUCUAUCUUGGGAAGAAAACAAUUAGAGCUUUUGUGCAUCCUGUGCUGAAAGAUUUGGGGGUAAGGCAAGUGGGACUUGGGCAACAGUUUAGUAAAACAAGAUGGAGCCCUCCUGACAUGAGUCAUGUGAAGAUCAAUACAGAUGGAGCCACAUUAGGUCAGCAACAAAACUUUGGCAUGGGAGUUGUGGCACAUGAUCAUGCUGGUAAUGUGGUGGCUGCAAUGGCAUGUAAAGGGCAAAGAGCAGUGGCCACUGAGAUAGUUGAGGCAUGUUCACUGCAUAAAGCGUUACAAUGGGCUCGAGGCCUUUCUUUUGAUAGGAUAAUUCUCGAAUCAAAUUGUGCAAACAUCGUCACAGCCAUGCAAAAUGAUUCUCCUUCUAUGCACUCCACCUUGGGGUUGAUUAUUUUUGACAGCAAGAUGCUCAUGACUUCCUUCCUUAGUUGUCGAUUUCAACACAUUAGAAGGGAAGGAAACUCUGUUGCUCAUGAAUUGGCGAAACGGGCCAUCCAAGCAGAAGCUGACGAGUUGCUGAUAUACCUGAGCUUAUAGUGCAAUUUGUAAUGAGGGACAAGUCCAAUAUCUAAUCAUGUCUUCCCUAUUUUCCCUUAUUUAUCAAUAAAAUAUGCGCACUCUU